Messenger RNA from Wallemia mellicola CBS 633.66, 945 nucleotides. RefSeq lists its product as hypothetical. The transcript has 3 exons. NCBI's taxonomy places the organism in Eukaryota, Fungi, Basidiomycota, Wallemiomycetes, Wallemiales, Wallemiaceae. The coding region runs from base 1 to 945 and encodes 314 amino acids. Gene Ontology annotation, biological process: endoplasmic reticulum organization; endoplasmic reticulum to Golgi vesicle-mediated transport; Golgi organization. Gene Ontology annotation, cellular component: endoplasmic reticulum-Golgi intermediate compartment; COPII-coated ER to Golgi transport vesicle; Golgi membrane. Gene Ontology annotation, molecular function: D-mannose binding. The record is from RefSeq and is a predicted model, not a curated record.
AUGAAAUUAUUCGCUCUAUUCGGAUUGUUAGCUGGUUUUGUUACAGCUGGUACAUACAAGGAUACCCCUGGAUCGAGAGACGUCGACGUUACGACAAAAUUACGCACACACUCAAUAUCUGCACCAUACGUUGACCAGGAGCUCAACAACCGUUGGUGGGAUUUCGGUGGUUCUACCAUAAUAGACGCUAAUAACCACAUACGGUUAACACAAGAUAAACAAUCUGAGAGAGGUUGGUUAUGGUCACGUCUUCCUCUUACCGUCUCAAGCUAUCAAAUCGAGUUCGAGUUUAAAGUUGGCGGCAAGAAUAAUCACUUGUAUGGUGACGGAUUCGCAAUGUGGCUUACUCAGGGAAGGAAUAAAGAAGGUGAAGUUUUUGGCAGCGUCAAUAACUUCAAGGGUCUCGGUGUUUUCUUCGACACUUACGCUAAUAGCCGUCAUUCAUACCCCUUCCCUAGAAUAUCAGCCAUGUUAGGUGAUGGUGAGACCCUCUACGAUAACAACAAAGAUGGCGACGAGCAAAGCCUUGACGGUUGCUCUAUCAAGUUCCGUAGAACGGAAAUUACACCAAAAGCAAGAUUUAGCUACCUCAAAGGUAAUUAUAUCAAGUUAGAGUUACAAACAAAGAAAUGGGGUGAAUGGGAAGAAUGUUUCACUGUUGAGGAUAUUGAAUUACCUCUCCAUCCAUACCUUGGUUUCAGUUCAAUCACAGGUGAAAUUUCUGACAAUCAUGACAUUAUAUCGGUGAAUACAAACGAAUUAACCAAGAGAGGUACAAACCCACGUGCUCAAGCUAAAAUGAAUAAUACCAAGAAAGCUAAAUCGAAAUCUUUCUUCAGAAAAUUGGUGAACUUUGUCACUUACACAAUCAUACUGGCUUUGCUUGGUGUAGUUGCAAAGAUAUUCCACACUGCAUAUAAACGAAGACAAGCAAAGAGGUUUUAG